Messenger RNA from Carcharodon carcharias (great white shark), 7144 nucleotides. It is a transcript of the gene ddias, whose product is annotated as DNA damage-induced apoptosis suppressor. The transcript is spliced from 5 exons. Gene Ontology annotation, cellular component: cytoplasm; nucleus. The record is from RefSeq and is a predicted model, not a curated record. Gene Ontology annotation, biological process: negative regulation of intrinsic apoptotic signaling pathway in response to DNA damage. Bases 102 to 3134 code for a protein of 1010 amino acids. NCBI's taxonomy places the organism in Eukaryota, Metazoa, Chordata, Chondrichthyes, Lamniformes, Lamnidae.
GGGAACUCAAAAGGCGACGGACAGAAGAACAAUCUCAUUGGAUGGAUCAUUUCCGGCGGGAUUUUCAGAAAAAAGACUAAUUAAAAACGGCGGCUAAAGUAAUGUACAAGAAUCACAGAAACCAGAUGAAUGGGAAGAGAUCCUUUGUUAUUGCCUCAAUAUUAUGUCUUCAUGACACUUGUUUUCUAUAUCCAGCUUGUCACAAAUGUGGAUCUCGAUUACUUUUAAAUUUUGGCAGGUUCCAUUGCCCAAAGCCUGCCUGUGUCUCCACAGCACAGAAUACAAAUUACAGGUACAGACUUUCUGUUAAAGUUGCCGGGAAAAAUGACAUAUUUAAUAUUACUGUCUUCGGGAGUUGUCUCGAACCUUAUUUUGGAACAACAGCAGGAUGUCUACACAGAUACUGUGAAGAUUUGAAGAAAUUGCAAGAGCCAGAGGGAGAUAAAGUUCAGGGUUUGCUCGUCCAGGCUGUGGAACACUGCUUUAUUGGAAGAAGCUUUAUCUUCGGAGUGAAGGCAUCUGAAUUUCUACCUGACAUGCUGUCAUCUUCUCCGAGUCCUUUACAAACUACCAUCAACAAGAGUAGACAUAAAAAGCACCUGGUAGCCUGCCAGAUUGCAGUGCCAAACACUGCAGUCUAUGGAUGUACUGUUAUCAAUUAUUACAAGAAGUUGUUGGAUUCAGGCAGUAUCCAAGAUAUGUCCUCCAUUUCACUGCUAUCUGGUAGUCCUUUCAUUACUGUUGACCAAUCCAGUACCAUGAUCAAGAGCUUGACAAGUUUGUUGUCUGGUAACACUCAAUCUUUCACACAGUUGAAUUAUGCUAACCGCUUGUCAAACCCUUGGCUACAGGAUUUUACGCUUGCUUUAACCUCUGUUGAUUGUAUUACUAUUGAAGAGUUUUCAACAGCAGAAACUACCAGGGUUGGUUCAAAAUGGAGCAUCAGCCCCCCUUACCAUGUAGAGGAGGCAAACCAGAAUAGGAACUGUGAUAAAAGUACCUCGUCAGCUUUUCCUACUUCAGCUUCUCAUAAUGACAGUGAUAUCAAUAACUGUAGUACAAACGCAAUGGUGAAUCUCCCAUCUAGUUUGGGAGUACUAAGGUUACCUAAUAAUGACUCUACACGUCAAUAUUAUAGAAUCAGCUUUGAUGAGUUACAGGAAGGCUGCCUCAAGUCAAGUUUCUGUAUGCAGAGAUGUUACAUGCAUAAGCCUGGGGACUUAUUGACUAAUGGCAAAGGCAGUGAUGAGUUCCAAUCUGUUGAUAAAUCUUACAGCCUACUAGACGAUAGCAUGGAUUACAAUGACUCUAAAUUAUGGGAUGACUUGCUGUUUUCAGAAAGCCUUGGUGAAUUUAUAGCAAAAGUGGAAGCAAAUCAACAAAGAUGUGAUGAGAAAGUUGCAUUGUUCACUUGUGUGGCUGCUGUUGAUGGUUCCAUACAUUCCUGCAAUUUGGAAAAGCUAGAAACUGAUAACCUUCUGAAUGGAACUCGAGAGCAGAAUUCCAGAAUCAGAGAAGUGUGUACAGAUUCUACUAACUGCAAUUUAACUGGGACCAAAGAAAAUGAUUGUGCUGCUUCUAACAAUCCAAAGGGUCUUUUAAAUAAGAUAGUGGAUGAUUUCAAAAGUGAUAAUGUCAUAGGAAAGGAGGUACCUCUAGCAACAGCGUUACCAUUGUCAUCAGUUGAUGGUUCUAUUUCUAGUGAUAUGCACAUUCCCAAUCAGGAGGCAAUUUUACAGAUUUGUGAUACCUUUGUGAACCCUGUGAGUGCAGAUAAUUGCAGCAACAAACAUGCUCAGACAUGUGAACCAAAGCUGCACAACUUUGAGGAGGAGCAAAUGAGUGAAUAUUCAAGUUAUCUGUCUGAACAUAAAGCUACUGAAGUUAACACGCUCACAGAUCCCUUGUACACUACAAAUGAGACUUAUGUACUGAAUAAUAUUGAUUUUCAAACUGCAUUUCCUUCUGCGAAACAACUUGUAAAAAUGAAGAAAAAAAUUGACAAUGAGUUUCAAGAUCAAACAUGCAUUAACGGAUGCAAUGUCAAUAAAUGUGACAUUAAACCUGCAAGUAGAUCUCAAUUGUCAUCGGCUUUGAACCUCUACAAAAACAUCUCUUUCCAAAAUAUGUGUAUCAGUCCCACUGAGCAAGAGUAUGAUGUUUCUGGAGAUCUCUUCAAUGACACAGGAGGUGAUAAAGAGGAAUCAUCAAUAUGUCUCAAAACAAACCUGUGCAUUUUAUCUAAACCAAAAUCUACAUCUAAAGCAUUCAAUAAGACUAACUGUAAGCUCAGUGAGCAACAGUGCAAUAUUUCCCCAUGUUGUUUAAAUGGAGCUGCUGAUGCUGAGAAAAAACAAAACAAUAAUAAUUCUCCAGAGAAUGAUACACUAAGCUUGUCUGAGCAUGACUUUUCAGACUCACAGGACUUUGUUCCAUUUUCUCAGUCUACACCUGUUUCAAGAUUUCAAAGUUUAAAAAUUUUCAGGGGGAGAGAAACUAAAGCUCUUAAAAUGUCACCCUAUGUUAGGCUAAGUCCAAGUCCAGCUGCUUUUAAACAAAGGCAAAAUGGUCAACUUAAGCAACAAUUGCUUCAAAUCCAAAAUGUGUUACAACAGCAAUCUGGGAGCAAUCAAACCUCUGUUUCAUUAAAUUCCUCUUCAUUAAGCAACAGUCCAAUUAGCAAAUCUUAUGAGAGGGACUCUGAUGAAUGGAUUCCACCUUCAACAACCAAAACUCGAAUCAUGUCAUCACAUUUAUCUUGUGCCUUUAAUAUAAACAAAUCACGAGGUGUUAAACUAUUUACACAUGUGUCAUAUGCCAAUGCUGCUAUGGAAACUGCUGAUUCCAAGGCUACAACAGAGGGCAACAAAGAGAAUGACAGUAGCAACCAAUGCAGGGGCAACCUAUACAUGAAAAGGCCACCUGCAGGAAAGCAUACCAAACCAUCAUUACAGCAAAAAGUAUUCAACUCAACAAAGGUUCUUCUGAACAAAACAGAGAAACUCAGGCCUCUUGUUUCUAGUGAAAUUCAGAUUAGGAAAGGUUUAAAAGUGAAUGACUGCACCCCAGCUGCUUUUCAUUCAUUUCAUGUAAAGAGUGAGGCACCAAGUUGUUACUCACCAGAACUAUUUUAAGCAAGAACUGAGAUUUUUGAAGAUGAGUGCCAAUUGCUUGGGAAAAAAAAAGUUUCUGGCCAGUGCAAAACUAAAAGAAAACUAUGAUGUUUUUCUUUUCAGUAAGGGAGAAAAUGAGUUAUUGCUAAAGGCACUUUGUACUACUUGUAAUUCCGAGGUAGGAGGUGAAUUUCUCCCUAUUGUCUGCAGCAGAAGAGCAGUGAAAACCCUGAAGAAACUUUUACAGCAACAAAGCAGGACUCUGUAGAAAUUCACCCCAUGGUGUCCCUUUUGAUCAGCCCGUUAAUUCUUUAUAUUAAAAGAAUAUCUGAACCAUCCAAGCAUGCAGCAAGUACUGUCUUAAAGGAAUUUUUGAUGAACCCUUAGAAAAGAUGCUUCGUUCUUCUUUAUGAUGUUUUCUUGAUUUCCUUCCAAACUGUUUGAAGUUGAUUGGUUGUUGGCAAAAACGUUUUUUUUAGAUCUGGAUAGCUGGGGAUUGGGCCUGUGAUUGGCAAAUUACAUUUAAAAACCAAAUUGCAAUUAUAUUGUGCCUUUAAUUUUGUAAUAUAUCCAAAGCCAUUCCACAGGAGCAGUAUCAACAAGACAGUAAGGCAGAUGACCAAAAGCUUUGUCAGAGGUGGGUUUUAAGGAGCAUCUUAAAGUAGGGAGGCUCAAGGGAGGAAUGCCAGAGCUUAGAGACGAGGUAGCUAUAGAUUUGGCUGCUAAUAGUGGCAAGUUUAAAAUCAGGAAUGCACAAAAAGUCAGAACUGGAGCAGCACAAAUAUUUUGGAGGGUUGAUUGACUGGGGAGGUUACAGGGAUAGGGAGGGGAGAGACCAUGGAAGGAUUUUGAAAACAAGGAUGAUUUAAUGGAAUUAUUAAAAUUUAAUUUAGAAAAGUGCAGUGUUAUGUAUGUGGGCCGAUUUAAAGUAAAACAUCUAAACAAAGGAAAGAUCCUUUUGUUUUAGUACAGCAAUCUAUUACGAUCCAUGAAGUUAUAGCUAAAGCUAAUAGGAUGAUGGUGUUUAUUAACAGGACAAGUCACUAUAAAGCAAAGCAUACCCUUUUGCCCCUGCAUACAUAAUACCUUGGUUUGGUCUUAGAAUGUCUUUCUUACAGUCUCCUGAUGUUGUGAGUGAUAUUGAAAGGGUGCAGAGGAGGACCACGAGAUUAAUUCCCAAUUUAGAACAUCUCAGUUUGCCAGAUAGGCUAAAAGAGCUGGAUCUUUUUAAAGUGGCAAGUAACAUUUGUGUCACACAAUGGACACCUCCAACAAGAGAGCCUAACCACCCCACCUUGAAAUUCAGCGACUAUUAGUAUCACUACUUCUCCUACUAAUUAAUUCCUGAUCUUAGGCAGUAUCUCCCAAAACUGUAGUCUCCUCCUCCACCAUCUAGAAGAAUAAGGGAAGCAGAUGCUUAAGAAACCAACACCUCCAAGUUACACCUACCCACCCAUCACCCCCUCCCCAUCUACCAUCAUAACUUUGAUAUAUAUCGCUGUCCUUUUCUGACCACUCAGUCAAAAUCCAGAAACUCCCCACCUAACAGCACUGUGGAACUACAUUCACCACACAAACUGAAGAGGUUCAAGAAGGAGCCACUAUUCCCUUCUCAAGCAAAUAAGAAUGGAUAAUAAAUACCAGCCAUAACCAGUAAUGUCCACACCCCAACAAUUUUUUUAAAUUCGAUGAACUAGAAUGAUUAAAUGACAUGCAGAACUCAAAUUUCUGUCAUUAAUUCUGCAAGUUACUGAUGUUUAUUCUAGGGUGUAGGUGAAUUAGUUUUUCCUUAAAAUAGGUUAAAGUAUUUCCCACAAGGUGGCAGCAGAAACAUGUGGAGUAUCAUUCUAAUAAAAGAAGUAUGGAAAUUCAAAUGUAAUAUUAUGUCAAUAAAAUGUCACUAAUCGGUGUUUUUGUUGUACAGCAUAAUAACUGGAUCAGCACAGCUCAGACCUUCCCGUUUUACCACACUCAAAGGUUCAAUGGUUAAAACACCUUCCUUGGAAAUAGUGUUCCUGAGUUCAAAUUGCAGCAGUGCUAGCAGCUAAUGCUUGUCUUCAUGUUUUGGAUAGAAGAGAAAAAAUGUGCAGGACUAUGGAGAAAGGGCUAAGUUUUUGCAGAGCUCUAGAAUGGACACACUAGGCUGAAUGGCCAUCUUCUGUUCUGUAGCCAUUCUACGAUAAGUAACAGCUACUACUAUCUGAUUACAAAUAAAUAUAAGUAAUAUUAGAUUGUCCUGGCCAAUUUACCUCUCAAUGUGGAGUCUUUAUGAUCGGGCAAUGCCCAUUUACAAAAGUAUUACACCAAUAGGUUCACCCUCCCAGAAAUUACUUUUUCACACUUAACUUCCUUGCGCGUUGGUGCUUAUGAUUUUAAAGUACAAAUAAAUACUGCAUUUCAAAACCAGUGGAUGCAACCUGGCAAAACAAGCUCUUACGCACUGGCCAAAUGAUACCCUUCCAACUACCAACACAAUUUUCACCUUACCCAGCAUGAUAUGCACCACUAUCUCCAAAUGAAUUGUGCAGACCUACACAAUGAAAACUCCAUCUCGCAACACAAAGACCAUCUUCAAAGAAAGGAAAAGUAUAAACUGCAGAAAGUUAACAGAAGAAUGAAUGUCACCAUGUUAAUCCCAAGAACUGCACUGCUUGCUUCACCGUUAAAUAGGACACUGCCCCCAAAAUGUAAACAACUACUGAUGAUCCCCAUUACUGUCCCUGCCUUAACUCAUUUACUGAAACCCUCAUCCAUGCCAUUGUUACUUCCAGGCAUCAUUAUUCCAAUGCUCUUUCAGUCAGCCUCCCAAAUUGCGCUCUCCAUAAACUUGAGCUCAUCCAAAACUGCUCCCUGUAUCCUAAGUCACAUCAAGCCCUGUUACGCAUCACACCUGUGUUUGCUUAUUUACAAUGGCUCCUGGUUUGGCAAAGCCUCUAUUUUAAAAUUCUUAUUCCUGUUUUCAAAUCCAUCUAAGGCAUCGCGCUUCCCUGCCUCUAUAACUUCCACUAAUCCUAACCCUUCCAAGAUCUCUGCAUUCCUCCAAUUUUGGCCUCUUGCACUUCCCUUAAGUUCAUCACUCCAUGAUUGGUGGACGUACCUCCAGCUGCCUAGACUUUAAGCUCUGGAAUUCCCUUCCUUAACCUAUCCACUCUCUACCUCUCUCUCCUCCUUUAAGACCCUCCUAAAAAUCUAUCCCUUUAACCAUAUAACCAGUCCUAUAUCGCUUUAUGUGGGAUUUGUGUCAAACUUUGUUUGAAUAAGCUCUUGAAGCACCUUAGAAAGUUUUACCACAUUAAAGGGGCUAUAUAAAUGAAAGUUGUUGAAUUUCACUGUUAAAAUUAAAUCAUCAGUUUAUGAAGGUCACUGCCAGAUUCAGAUGAGGUUUAUAAUACAAACAACUUUUGUUUACACAUUUUGAUCUCGCCUUAAUUUCUUAGCUCUGUAAUUAUAUGCAAUCUUACAAUGCCAGACAUCAGUGUAUUUUUGCAUAUGGCGAGCAAGUAUUUCCAAUCAAUAGGAAUGUCCUUGCCAGGCUGAAUUGGACAUGUGGGAGUAUGAGGGCAUCUCUUCCCUAAUCUGGUCUCCAUCAGGAACUUGUCCUGUGUGAAUUUCCAAUUGGCCUUUAAUGUCUGUGUAUAAUAUUACUGAGGAAGUUUCUGUUCUCUGAUUUUCUACCUCCUGGAGCACUGAUUUCUACUUCCUUUCCGAGUAUCCAUCGUCAUGGGGAGCCUUGGAUAGCGAACAUCAGCAGGUUAUUCACCUGAAACAGAAUGUUUUCUUUCUUCCACACUAUAGCACCUCAACUCCUUAUUGAAUACCAAUCAGUUAGUUAACUAGCCAUGGACCAAUUAUCAAUUGAGAAAAGUUUAUUUAAAUUACGGUAUUUGUGCAAGACAUGGUCAGAUACAUUUGAAGCAAUGUUCUGAACUUUUAACAGUAAAAAUGUGUAGGUCAUUGUUUUAUAAGAAAUCCUUUCAUUGCUUUGUACUUAAACUGAACAUACAGCACUGAAUAAAGAUUAUCAAAAACAA